UCAAAAACAUCCGGUGAGUAGCAGUUCUGUAGGUGGAAACACCUCAGAGGAGAAUGUCCAGACUGGUUGGAGCUGACAGGAAGACUACGGUAAUUCAACCGCUCUUGCACAGCCGUGGUGAGCUGAAAAGCAUCUCGGAAUGCAAGAAUCUGAGACUACAGUGGACACGGGCUCACCCAAAACCCGGGUAGUUGAAAGCAAGUAGUCUCAUAUUCCCGUUUUGUUUCGACACCUGAUGUGGUCUUAUACUGUUGCAGCUCAUCCACUUCAAGGUUUAAUGCAUUCGGAGAUGCUUUUCUGCUCACCACGGUUGUAAGGAGUGUUUAUUUGACUUAGUUUAGCCUUCCUGUCAAAUCAAACCAAUUCUAGAUCUAAUCUCAUCUUCGGAGAGUUUUGACUAGCAGUGUCGGCUUUUUCCCUGAAAAUUGUUUAAACUGCGUUUUAUUGUGAGAUAUUCUUCUCCCUGAUGAUGAUGAUGAUGAUGAUGAUGAUAUUGCUCAGUGCACUAUAUGAUACCCCAAUCUGAGUCUGAUGCUCAACGUCAGACUGAAAUCCUGAAACAGCACUUGAUCAGAAUCCAACCAUGUCCAUUUUUAUCCACCGUCAUCCUUUUUAUACAUGAAAUGACGGCACGCGACGUGGACUAAUGAUGUUCUUCUUCUUUUUUUUUCCUUUUUUUUUUUUUUAAAACAGCAAAGCCAAGUAGCUCAAUCAGGAGCUGUAUUUCCAUUCAACACACAACUUUAGCUGGAACGUAACAAAAAACGCCGACACAGCGGCACGUUUUACAGCGUCCGAUCGGUAUCAGGGAUCGGCUAAUGCUCUGAUGUUGUCAAAUAAAUCAACUGUGAUGUGUCGUAUUAGAAAGGGGAUACCUAACAGUAUUUGGUGUGGUCACAGCAAAUCAAAAUGGUACUCGAUUGAGUGUUUACAGUGAUUCUAUACUUGAAUUAGCAAGAAAAUGUGUUUCUGGGAGAACGUGAAGGGAUGUGAUUCUCACAAUCGCAGUGGGAAAUGUUUAGAAAACCAAAGUCUAGGAUAUCGGUGCAAUAUUAUCCAAAAUCAUUCAGCAACACUGCAAGGUUAUGAAGCCUCACCUUUCUGCAGUCGAUGUUUUUGUUUGUUUGUUUGUUUGUUUGUUUUUUUAAAAUCUGUGAACAUCAGGUGCGCUUUUGAGCUGGGAUUCGAGCGCGAUGAAUCUUAAUUCGCAUCAAGUAUCGAAAUCGAACGAGGGCGCUAGCAUUUAAAGGUGCAGUUUGCGAUGCUUAGCACCUUAAAGACUCGAUGCUACCGUAGAUUUUUUUUUUUUAAGGUUGAGUUUCUGAAUCUGAGAGACACUUUUGGACACUUAAAACAAAAGUGAUUCAAAAUAGCUAGGUCGACAUGUUUUAUCCACUCAGCGGACGCUUUUAUCCGAAGUAUCCUUCAGGAUCCAGGGCAAAAGCGAAAUCCAGAGUAAAGUCAGAACAGUUGCAAGCUCUUGUUUAAACUCCAGAUGUGCUCCUCUGACAGAUGUUGAACUAAUCAAUCUGCUCUUCCCUGACUCCCCUUACACGCAUACACGUGAUGUCAUCGACUGUCCACUUCCACUAUGCCAUGUCAGAAGAUUUUUUUAAAUGACUUUUUAUUGAUAUGAAUGGACUUUGGCGAGGAAUACACGGUAAGAUGGCACUGUGCAGGAUUCAAUGUUAGAGAGUUUUUACGCUUUUUUUUUUUUUUUACUAAAAUGUAUUAAGUUAAAUGUCUUUGCUUGACCUUAUAAUGUUUGUCAAUUUUCUCUAUUCACAUCAGGGCCGAUUAUAUUAACGAAGCUUUAAGGACAGUUUUGGAUCAAAAAGGAGAACUCGAUGGAGGGUAGAAAUCUUGUUAUUAAUCAGAUAACCCUCAAUGUAUGCAGGUAAUAUGGCUUUGCCCUCAUCUUGGGGGUGUGUGUGUGAGUGUGUACACAUGUUUAGCCAUAGACUUUCACAACACCUUAACUAGUUAAAAGUGUAAUUCGCUGACGUUAUGCAAAACGGAACUUUUUUUUUUCUUUUUCAUCUAUUUCCGGUUUUUUAUGCUUCACGACUGUAAAUAAUUUUGUGUAAAAAAAACAAAAAAAUCCCAAAAAACAAACAAAAGAAAGGUCUAUUUACUACACUGUAAAUACAUGUGACGAUAUAUUGUAUUAUUUUGCUUUUUGUAAAAGAGUUCAUUGCUGUACAUGUACAACAGAAUAUGACUUCUCGUUGUGUCGGUAACGGAGACGUCCAUCAUGUUCACAGCGCCACGUCGUAAAACCUCCGGGGACAAACAGAUGGUUACAGACCGAAGAUCUAGACAUUUGUAUAGAAACAUGUUGUAUAAUAAAUUCCAGUUACCAUCUGAUUUCAUAUUUACACUCCUUACACUAAUAAAGUCGAUUCUGUCCAGAAUAUUGUAUGUAAUUGGCCUGCACUUGGUGCUGAUUAUUUGACUAACUUUAUUUUACAGAAACAGCCCAACUUGCUGAUUGGUUCCUAUGAUCGGUUUGGUACAAAGGCCCAAAAUAUAACACAUUGUAUUAUAUUAUGUACAAUAUAUUAGGUUUUUGGUUUGAUGUAGAUGCCUAAAAUGUCAUCAAUGCCAAUAAUCUAACAAGGAUUAGAUUUCAUUUCAUUGGUCUCCACCAAGAUGCACACAAAUAAAGACGACGUUAUUGUUAAUAACUAACUACUGUGAAGAACCAGAACCAUGAAAAAAAAAAGAGUUGCAUUUUGGGUCUUUAUAUGAAGCCUGGUAUGUAACCUGCCCAUAAUCUAAGUAAGGAAGAAAAUCAAGUGCAGCAUGCAGUUAUAGGGAAAAGAUCAGCACACCACAGGAUGGGGUGGUGCACUGCUGCCCGAGACACUUUCCAAUAACAGCACACCACGGCAGCAAUUUGUCAAGGAUUACAAUUGGUAUUUAUUGAAGAACGGCUCGUUAUAGCUUUUAUCUUGUUUGUUGUUGCAUCUAAUGUUGUGGAACAUCUGUGAAAGUGUCAUGAUCGUGAAAAAUCAUAUAUGUGUGUGUGUGUGUGUGCGCACUACGGUCAAAAGUUUAGAAACACUCAUUCUUUAUUUUUUAUUUUUUCCCCAUUGUAGGAAAAAAAUAGUCAUCAAAACUCUGGAACUAUGGGAAUUAUGUUGUGAUGAUUAAAAAAAAAUAAAAAAUCCAAAAUAAAUAAAAAAUAACUGAGUAUUUUAGCAUCUUCAAAGUAGACACGCUUUUUCGCCUAGAAUUUCCAGAAAUGUAUUCUUGCCGUUUUCUCGACCGAUUUCUUGAGGAAUUUCCCUGAGAUGAUUUUUAAACCGUAUUAAAGGAGUUCACACCGACGCCGGACUCUUACCGGCUGCUUUUCGGAAAAUUUCGCUCCGAGUCGUCCGUUUGAAACGUACACUUCGGCACGAUUAUAAUUUUGUCUACGACACCGAUUUGACACGUCUAAUCACACACCUUCGGAUCGGAAGGUUUUUAAGAUUAUGAGAAACAUUUCAGUCCAGUGUCCACAAACGUUUGAUCGUUUGUGUGUGUGUGUGUGUGUUCAUUUUAAACACUCUAAUGUGGCUUCCGGUUGAAUUUCUCUUAGAAAAGAGCAGUUUGGUUGAACAGGAUCCAGUGCGAAAUGGCUUAAAGGCUUAAAACUUUAUUCAUUUAUUGGGAGGGGGGAUUAAACUCACACAGAUCUUACACUUGUGUCAACAAUCCUCCAUCAGCAUGUGAACAGUUUAGUAAAACAGUAAGAUCGUCUACUGCGAUAAAUGAUUGUUUAAUUUCAUGCAUAAUAAGUGUCAGAAAUCACAAUUUGUUUAUAAUUUGAAAUGAUUUUGGUGAAGUUUAGACUACUGGCUGGGUCUCAACAUGAUUUUGCUUUUUGGUAAGUGUUAAAUUUCUAUAUAUGAUACAGCAAUUGUGAAAAUUCAGCAGUGAAAAUACUGCAUUUAAAGAUUUUUCCAUUAAGGCUGAGGCAACUUUGUGAGUUCAGGCGGAAUAUCAACCGGCACCAUUUCGGACAUGUAGUGCACUAUGUAGUGUACAGAAGCCUGUGAUGGAUACCUUUUCGUAGUGCGCCUAUAUAGGGAGCAUGAAUCCAUUUGUAACACAGCAUCAAUAGUCCAUUAAUGACCGUUAUUAGCGGCACGUGCGGCUACAGUCAAAGCUAGGCCCGAUACGUGUUCACUGUUAGCACCGGGUUUUUAAGCGUAAAAUUGACUCAUUUAGUGUUAAUAUUGUGUGUUUUUUCUUCGUGUGUCACACAAAAACAAGACAGGUUAAAGUGGUGCCAGUGACUAGAAAAUGCUGCAGUUGCCUCUCAGGCCUCUUGUGCCUCUAUCGGCACUCGCUCUGCUCGGCUGGUGUUGGUACACCUUUAGGAGGAAGAGGAACCCAUGCGAGAGGGCUGAGGAAGGAUUGUUCUGCUCCUCUGCUGCUAGAAAGCAAAGUAUGGCGGUGAACAUUGCGAUACAGGAAGCCGCUGCCAAUGGAAGUACACUGGCAGCACAGGAUGUGAUAAAACACUGCCAUUUUCACUCCCAGGAAAAACAAGAGGGUGGCCAAAAUUUGGACUGUAACUUCUCUCAGCUUAGCAGUACCACGGAUAACUCGUCUGUCACGUCUGGGGCCUCACAAGCCACUGUUCUCGUCUCUACGCCGAUUGUACGACUUCUAAAAGGAAUUCGUCCGGAACCAGAAGGGGAGGUUUCCAGAGCUCAAGCGUCUCUACUUCUGGCCGAGAAGCCAGAAAUGGAGCCGGAAAAGCAGGACGACCCCAUUAAAGGUCUCUCGGACUUUAAAGUGAUCGAGAGUGAGGCUUUCGCAGAGCAGCCCACAAGGAUCGUGUGCCCUGAAGAACACGGAGUCACUAACGGGUCUGAAAAGCGAAGUGAAGGAGGCCCGAGCGAAGUCGGUGGGCUGGCUGUCGAGGUUCUCGACGGUGCUACAGGAGAGAUCCCGGCAAUCGGUGGUGGCAUUUUAAAAAGAAAAAGUCACUCUGAACCGAGGGUAACUCCACAAAGCCAAGUGCGACUUCGAAAAGAAAUCGACGAGAAUAACAGUUUAGCGGUCACUAAGGAAGAUCUUGGUGCUCUUACUCAGACAGCGGAGGAAAGCGCCUCUUCGGCACACAAGCCGAGUAACCUCCCUUCGAUGUUCCCAGCAGGAGAGGGUUCAGGUUGUAGCACGUGGCGUUCAGAGGAUAGCGUAGACUCAGAGAAAGCUUCAAGCAAGUCUCGAGCUGUGGAGAAGACAUCAUCCGCUGUUCCGUUAUCUUCAGGAAGUCGUUACGCCGUAGCCCGAAAAAAUGAAAAACUCUCAAGACAAAAGUCAGAUGCCUCUAAAGGUGCUAACGGAGUACAGUGUGCGAACGGAGAGAGCGGAGUCACCAGCAAAAGAGCCACGCAGUCUAGUUCACCCCACACUCUGUGGAACAUCGAGGUGCCAUCUCACCUCAUUGGGCGAUUAAUUGGAAAGAAAGGGACUUAUAUCUCUUCCCUGAAGGAAAGUUCUGGCGCAAAGAUCUACGUGUCAACUCUUCCAUACACGCAUGAGUUUCAGGUCUGUCACAUAGAGGGGUCUGAGGCGCAGGUGGAAAAAGCUCUGGCGCUGAUCAGAAAAAAGUUCAAAGAUUUGGAUUUGAGCAACCGGCUGAGCAGUUUACAAUCUGCUGCAGUCCAUCCACUACCCAUCACUUCCUGGCUACUGCUCCCUCAGGACAGAACUGUGGAGGUAAUCGUACCUCGGGUGGAGGCAGCAAACUACCUGUUUGUUCAGCAGCACAAACACCCCACCUAUUACGGCCUGCACGGUCUCUCAGAGCAGAUGCUCUUCUGCUACAGCCAUUCAGGAUGCCCCAGCCUGCCCACUCCUGUGGAAGCGGGAGUGUUGUGCGCGGCCCCGUCUCCCGACGGUGCCUGGUGGAGAGCUCAGGUUAUCCAGCAUUACAAAGACUCCAACUUCGUACAGAUCAGAUACGUGGACUACGGAGGCUACGUGACCGUUCACCUCGCUUCUCUGAAGCAGAUCAGGUCUGAUUUUAUGACGUUGCCUUUCCAAGCGUCUGAAGUUAUGUUGGAAAACAUCGCGCCUUCGCCAGGAACGGGGAAGUUUUCAACUGAAGCCAAAGAGGCUCUUGAGGAAUUAACACAAGGCGUUCCUUUAAUCAUGAAGGUGACUUGCAGUCAGAACGGACUGCCCUUAGUGCACAUGUGGAGAUAUAGAGGAGAAGAGAUGAUUUCGGUGAACGGAGCGCUGGUGGAACGUGGGCUUUGCUCGUGGUUGGACAGCCACUGAUGGUGAAGGCCUGUACUGUAGACGUCUACUAAACCUCUGCUCCCCGUAGUCUGUACUCUUUGUUCACACGGGCCUCGGUGCGCGCACAGCCGUGCUCCUUGUAUCAUGUAGAACUCAUGCCGUUUAAAUUUCUGCAUAUUAAAAUGAACUGACUUCCUUGAGGAAAAAAAUAAAUAAAAGAGAGGAAAAAAAAUAUAUGAAGGGAUUCAGCAUGAACUUUGGAGCAGAUUACGGUCAGAUUGUAGUACUCCAUUACAGUAUGUUUAUUAUCAUUUCUGUAUAAGAUUUAAGGAGUUUUUCCUGAUUGGACAGAUUUGUAAUGCUCAAUUGUUUUUCUUUGUAUCUCUGAGGUACAUCUCUGAAACUUUGUCAGGAGUUGAGUGAACGUGUAUAUACUGAUUUACGUCUAAUUCUUUAUCGCGGCUUUGUUACGGUCACUUUUUUUUUUUUUUUAAAUUUCUAAUUUAUUUUGUGUUCUUUUUCUGCACGUCUUUUCCCAUUUUUUUUUUUUGUUUUUUAAAAAUGGGGAAUCUUAAGUAGGAUGUGGAUGUAAUGUGAGCCUACUGGCGUCAGGCUGCUAGGCUAAAGAGCAGAUUAAAGAAAAACAUCUUUCUGAAGAAAGGCACUCGGGGGUGGGGUGUUACUAUCUUUGCUAUAUUAAGAUAAAAAAUAAAAUGAAAGAAACCCU
This is a messenger RNA of Ictalurus punctatus (channel catfish), 6973 nucleotides long. RefSeq names its product A kinase (PRKA) anchor protein 1a (gene akap1a). The record is from RefSeq and is a predicted model, not a curated record. Gene Ontology annotation, molecular function: RNA binding. The transcript has 11 exons. NCBI's taxonomy places the organism in Eukaryota, Metazoa, Chordata, Actinopteri, Siluriformes, Ictaluridae. Bases 4294 to 6285 code for a protein of 663 amino acids.